Messenger RNA from Microthlaspi erraticum, 615 nucleotides. NCBI's taxonomy places the organism in Eukaryota, Viridiplantae, Streptophyta, Magnoliopsida, Brassicales, Brassicaceae. The record is from the annotation of a GenBank genome assembly.
AUGGAGUGUGUAUUUGGUUUAGUUGGGAAUGGAUUCGCCAUCGUUGCUGCGGAUACAUCGGCGGUUCACAGCAUCCUUCUCCACAAAAACAACGAGGACAAGAUCAUGGUACUCGACUCUCACAAGCUCGUCGCUGCUAGCGGCGAGCCAGGUGACCGGGUUCAGUUUACGGAGUACGUUCAGAAGAAUGUGUCGCUGUACAAGUUCCGAAAUGGAAUCCCUUUGACUACCGCCGCCGCUGCCAACUUCACUCGCGGCGAGCUCGCUACAGCUCUGAGGAAGAAUCCGUAUUCCGUGAACAUCCUGAUGGCUGGCUACGACAAUGAGAGCGGCGCGUCCCUCUACUACAUCGACUACAUUGCAACCCUUCACAAAGUCGACAAGGGUGCUUUCGGCUACGGCUCCUACUUCUCCCUCUCGACGAUGGACAGGCACUACCGCAGCGACAUGACCGUAGAAGAAGCCAUCGAACUGGUUGACCAAUGCAUACUCGAGAUCCGGUCAAGACUCGUGGUCGCGCCACCGAACUUUGUGAUCAAGAUUGUUGACAAAGAUGGAGCUCGUGAUUACGCUUGGCGUCAGACCGUACAAGACGUCACAACUGCUGCUGUUUGA